AUGGGUGAUUGUGAAACUGCUGUCCCAAUUACUCGAAAGGAUUUGGAUGCUCAAAACGUACGAAUCGACAAUUUAGCCAAUCAACUUGGGGAGAUGCGUGAGUUGUUGUUACAAGCUAUUGGUGGCAACAAUGGAAGAGAAGACAGAAAUAACAAUAUAAGAGAAGAUGGAGAUAACAAUAGAAGAGAAGACAAAGACAACAACCAAGGAGGCAAUGUUGGAAGAAAUAAUAAGAGACAACGUGUUCCAGAGAGCGAGUCGGAGUCCGAAGAAGAACUUGAGGAACCACCACUGGUUAACAAUCCACAUCAUCGUAAUCACAACAAUUUUGGUGAUUAUCGGAUUAAAGCCGAAAUCCCUAAUUUUUGGGGAAACUUGAAAAUUGAAGAUUUCUUGGAUUGGUUGGUAGAAGUGGAGAGGUUCUUUGAAAUUAUGCAAGGAAAGCAACAAGUCCGUACACGACGAAAGAUUAAGCAGCUUAUGAUGGAUCGGUUCCUACCUACUGAUUAUAAACAAAUUUUGUACCGCAUGUACAUCGGCUGUACGCAAGGCAAUCGUUCAGUUUCUGAAUAUAUUGAAGAGUUUAUGCGUCUAGCGAAGCGUAAUCAUUUGAUCGAGAUCGAAAACCAAAAGGACGCGAUUAAUAUGGCGUUAAAGGCUGAGUUGUUGGAGAAGGAGAAACGCCAAACUAAUUAUUGCAGGAACACGAUGGAUCAUUCAGAAAAUGUUGCUACUUUUCCUAGUGACAAGGGGAAAACACAGCAUCAAAACUUCGGCAAAUCGUCAAAGCCGUCGAACCUCCAAAGUAAAAGCAGCAAUGAAGGCAGCAUCCGAUCUUCCAAUAGAGUGCAGACCCAGAACCAGCCCCAGAAAGAGAAUCCAUAUGCUAAGCCCAUGACAGAUAUUUGUUACCGAUGCCAAAAACCAAGGCAUUGUUCCAACGUUUGUCCCGAGCGAAGGCAAGCUAAUUUUAUAGAAGAUGUCGGUGAUGACGAAGAAAAUGACGAAGUUGUAGACGAUGAUUAUGCAGGGGCUGAGUUUGCAAUUGAGGAGGGAAUGGAAAGGGCAAUGGCACAACAUUUUCCGUUCUCUUUGUUCGAUCAAAAAUAA
Prunus armeniaca (apricot) is the source of this 1110-nucleotide messenger RNA. Lineage: Eukaryota; Viridiplantae; Streptophyta; Magnoliopsida; Rosales; Rosaceae. The record is from the annotation of a GenBank genome assembly.